This is a messenger RNA of Daldinia caldariorum, 1018 nucleotides long. RefSeq lists its product as uncharacterized. The transcript has a single exon. The record is from RefSeq and is a predicted model, not a curated record. Bases 198 to 722 code for a protein of 174 amino acids. NCBI's taxonomy places the organism in Eukaryota, Fungi, Ascomycota, Sordariomycetes, Xylariales, Hypoxylaceae.
CGAGCAAAGGAUAACGGCUAAAUGGACCUGGACACAUAUCCUGACCAAUAGGUAUUAAAUUAGCAGCUUGGAGAAUAGAUUCGAAUUAUCAAGCAUCCCCAAAUCUUCCCUCACGUAAACCUCUGCGAAUUCCAAAACAACAUCAUUACGAGACCGGACUAAGAAAAGAAAAAAAAAAAUCGGCAUAAACAUACAACAUGCGUGGACACGUUGCUCUCUAUCUACUACCCCUCGCGGGACAAGCCCUAGCCGCCCCCUCCCACGUCCGUCGAGCCUCCUGCAGCGAACUCUCGACAACAACGCCGAACUGGAAGCUCACGAACGCGGCGUCGUCGGACUGGCCGGGCGGGCAGAGCGGGCGGGUCGAGCUCUUCGCGCGGCACGUGCCGACGGACACGUUGGCGGCUUGCGACGUGGAGUACCGUCUGAGCGCGGACGGCAAGGUCGUCGACUACGACCCGGCGUCGACCCACGCGUGCCUGAACUUCGGGGCGAGCGCGCUGAACACAACCGUCCGGCUCGACAUGGAGACGCUCGUGCUGGCCGUCCGGAGCACCUGGACGUGCGAGGAGGGCGCCACGGCGUACUCGGCGUCCGGGUCCGCUGCUUUGGAGAGGAACACGUCUCCCGGGGCGUGCCUGGUCGAGCCUUCCCAGGUCGGCGACUCUACGACGUGUCCGAUAGCGGACGUGGAGAUUGAAGGGAAACUCGAUGAAGCGUGAGGUGGGAAAGAGGUCUUGGAUGGGAAAGCUGCGCUGAGGAGUGUUUGUGUAUGGAUUCAGGCGUUCUUCGGAUGAAGAUACUCCAGGAGAAGAUUCUGGGGUGUUGUCCGACACUUGCCGGAGGAUCUGAUUGUGCGAUGUACUUAACCAAUCAAAGGAAUGCCUAUUGCCUAUUGCACUCUUCUAGCUUCGGUGGUUGUUGCUAUUAUGGUGAAUUCCCAAGAGCGUGAAAGGGCUUGCGUGAUAAUGAGAUGCAACGACUAGUGAUCUGCCUAUUUAAGUCUACACGUUUAAUU